GUCAUCUGUCAAACAAAAGUGAAGAAGAAUCGAAAGUAAACAUUUGUAAUAAAAAAUACUCGUUUUAUAACAUUAAUUCAAAACUAUCAUCAUGGCUUUAGUAGCUUAUGACAAUAGUGAUUCUAGUGAAUUUGAGGAUGAAGUUAACGAAGGAGCUGCAGCUUCUGCAGUCAUUUUAAACAAGAAAGAAACAGUUACAGACCCAUCAGUAUCAAACCCCGAAUCAGAGGAUAAUGUGGAAUUGCAAGGCCAGAGUUUGUUCAACCUACUUCCCCAACCUUCGAACCAAAAGCCAGCCGUGUUAGAGGAAGACGACGAAUUCUUACACAAAAAAGAAACUGACAUCCCCAUCGUGAAGCCUAAAGCUAAAAUUACAGUACCUUCACUCAGUGAUUUCAGAGAUGUAGAAGACACAGCACCUGCAGUAAAACCUAAGAAAAUGAAUGGGAAAAAGUCGGGCCUGCUAAGUAUACUGCCGCAACCAAGAAAUGCAGUGUUGGCAACAACAAAAUCCUUAAUACCUCACGUUCUCACUCAAAAACCAAAGCCAAAUCCAACUGUAAAGAAAAAAGAGCCUUUGCCACCAAUUAAAAAAGAUAAACCAAGCCUGGCCAUGGACUAUUCGGAUGAUAGUGAUGAUGAAGUACAGAAUGAUUUCUUCUCUAUUAAUAAACCAGUUGAACUGCCAGAAGACGUGCCGUUGGACAUUGACGAAAAAGUCAGUUUAAAAAAAGAAGAAAAUGUUCCAGCUCUAAAGGAGCCAAGGGAUAUUCAAUCCUAUUUCAAGGCUGAUACAGUUGAGAAUGAAGUGCAGCCAGAAUAUUCGGAAUCUAGUAGUUAUGGUUAUCAAUAUGAGGCUAGCACUGGAUAUGGGAAUGGAUACCCAGCACAGGGAUCAAGUAAUGAUGCAUUAGAUGAAGAGGCGAUCAUGAAACUAUGUGGAGCCCGAGGCAAACGCAAGCGCGAGGACAUCCAAAUAGUGGACGUCAACCAGAGCGAGGUCCUCGCGGACGCUCGCGAGUGGCUGGCCAAGGGGCUGACGGACGAUACCAGCAAGCGGGUCUCCAGCAGCAAGAGGAAAGGCAACGAGCCCACCAGCCAGCAGAAGAGGAAGCACCAGAUCACCUAUCUCGCUCACCAGGCCAAAGCGAAUGAGGUGGAGCUACAGAACCAAUGGGCCAACAACAGGCAAUCCAAGCGGCAGACUCAGUCCAAAUACGGGUUCUAGUGUCCGUAUCAUCAAGAUCAUAUAUAAGCAUGCAUUGGACAUCUUACAUAUAAUUAUAUACUUGGAAUUUGAUUAGACUGUUGUUCAACCCCUGACCGUUUAGGACUAUGAGAGCUCAUGGUCCUAAAUGGCCAGCUUAAAAGACUAACUACACCUGGUCAAGCGUGGCUCACUCCGCGGUUUCGUCGCUUUGCUACAGAUAGCUAAAAGUACAUCCGUUCCGGCCAUAGACAUAAUAUAUAUAUAGACGGUGUCUCAGCGAGCUGUCACUGUUGCCACUUUUGUUUAGUGUACGAUUAACAAUGAGGCCCACGUUGCUGUAGCCAUGUCGAUAAAGUCAUAUCGAUAAACUAUCGACAUUUCUUGCAAUUUUAAUUUUACUUCAAAGGCUUAACGAUACCUAAAAUGACCAAAAACGCUUUUAUUCUUUAUUGUGGUUAUCAGAUCACAAUUUUAUAGUCACGUCCCAGCAGGGAACCAAGGGAAAGUUCAGAUAUUUAAUUAAAAUACAUACAUACCUCCUAAAAUAGGUGUUCCGCAAUAAUUGAAUUAUAUUAUAAUAUAUUCAUUAUCCAUUAGCAUUUCAAUUAUGUUUAUGUUUAACGAAGAUAUUGAAGCUUCAAUUAAUCGCUAUUUCGUUCCGCUGUGUAGCGUUUAUCGAUAUAUAACAUGAUUAAAAUCGACUUUUCACAUCCCUAAAAGAGCACACAUAUACGCUUUUACGCACACAUACACAGCCUGGGCGCAUCAAGAAAGGCAACACUUGAUUUGAAGUCCACCUUGUCAACAGUAUGGUUGUCCUUUUUUGACAAACGGCAUUUUAAAAGAGCGAGGAGAGAGAAAUGAUACUAGUUGCUGCGUCGUGAAAGAGAACAGAAAACGUUGACCCCUUGGUUCCGGCCCAAUUUUGGGGUUUGCCAUAAGCCGCGCGUGGCGCUGUCGCCACCUAGCGGCCAUAUCUGUGCCGAUCGUAACAGACGCGUUUUGUUAGAGAGCGAGUCUUUUGUACCUAGUACAUACUAUUAACCUUUUAACCGCCAGCAAUUUUUGAUCGAGCUUGCUCGUGUCGCCACCGACAGUAAUUGUACCACGCAGAGUAAGGUUGGCAUAGUUACGGGAGUUAUAAAUGUGCUGUAAAAACCAAAUCAGAUCUUUGUCUUAUUUAUCAGACUGUGGCAAAAUGAGCUGGAUAUGUAAUGUCUUAUAUAUCAGACUCUGGCGGUUAAAGGGUUAAUUAUUCUGUGACCUGGUGUUAGUGUUACAGAUGUUAAUUAUUAACAUGUGAAAAUAUUAUUUGCAAGUUGCCAACAAGCCAUUGGAACAAUUGAAUGUCUUAAUGUU
Messenger RNA from Cydia fagiglandana, 2569 nucleotides. Its product is annotated as proline-rich protein PRCC. Gene Ontology annotation, cellular component: nucleus. NCBI's taxonomy places the organism in Eukaryota, Metazoa, Arthropoda, Insecta, Lepidoptera, Tortricidae. The transcript is spliced from 6 exons. The record is from RefSeq and is a predicted model, not a curated record. Bases 92 to 1228 code for a protein of 378 amino acids.